GUCGUGUUUAGAUACUCGCGUGUGUUGGCGCUUCAUUCGAGAGGCUCUCUUGACAUACAUUCGCAAUGUUCCAUCGUUUGUGGAGUCGAUAUAGACGCCUCCCAGAACGGAUGUUGUGGCUAGCUUGCUCUGUUGCUUGUAUAGUUUGUUUUAUGUGCGUGUUUUUGAGCUUGUAUUACUUAGAAGACCACCGUGAUUCACUCGCGUGCCGCGGAGGGAAUAAAGACAAUAUAGAGAGUUAUGAAACGCUAUUAAAGUCCCACCCUGCAAAUCAGCAGGACAGCCAAGAUCCAGGAAGCAUCCGAGAGAUGUUAGCUGAGAAUCUUCAGCUUCAAAGGACUGUAAAUAGACUCGCGAAUUUUGGACCUCCGACAGACAGAUCGGGUCACCUCAAUUCGUUGAAAGAACAAAGACAUGAAUACAUCCAGGUUAUUAAAGCUGAAAACGCAGAACUAAAAAGAACUAUUAAAGUACUCGCGAAUUUGGGUUCCUUUAAAGGAAUUCCACGUAGUCCUGCUGGGCUUGUUCGAUCAUGGCAGGAACGGAGUCUUAAAUACAUCACCGGUGAAUCACUUCGGUCAGGUCGAAAAGACUAUGAAAGAGAUAUUUAUCCUUCCCAGGAAACUGCAGCCUUGUUUCGUGAUACUGCGCUGAGUUGUAGAGAAAUAUCACAGAUUGAAAUAAAAGAAGAGUUAGGAAGAGGUUACACCAAAUUAACUCAACGUGGAGUGUACAAUGGCCGCGAUGUCGCUGUGAAAAGUGUUGGAUUGGAUUCUACCGAUCUUCGCAAUUGUGUGAGUGAGAAACGGGCGAAGUUGGCUGCGGAUUGCUUACUGUUUUCAAGAUAUAAAGUCAUGAAGGAACUGUUGCUCUACCAGCAGUUGAAUCAUCCUAAUGUCGUUAAAGUAAGUUGUUCAAUAUACCGCCGUGGUUUGUGUCUAAAGUACAUGAACAGAUUCAAAACACGAGCGAAGGCCAUUUGUCCUGAGGAGGUGGUCACUGUAAACCUGUACUGAUGCUUGGCCUUCGUUCAGAAACGUGGAAUACUACUUAAGGCUAGGAAUACUACUUAAGGCUAGUUUCCACUCAUGCAGGAAAAUUAAAGAUUAUUGUCUCCUUACUUUUUUUUGUCCGCGUAAACGAGAUUCCCUUGACUGGCAAGAAUAUGGGCAUUGCUUGUUGGUAAGGGAAAAUCUACACAAGCAAAUUUCCUAGUUAAUAUCGGCAGCUGGCAACGGACUGGCUCUUGGCAAGAGAAAAACAUGCGUCAUAAUUUCUCGCAAAUAAACAUUCUAGCGCUUUUUCGUUUAGUUCUGUAAAGUCGUAAUUUAUGUGGUAAAAGUUUUGAUAAAACAAGUCAGGCAUAGUUUAAGAAACGAUUUAAACUUUUUCCAUUCUGUCAAUUUCCUUUGAUGAAGUCUUAUUAAAACGUCGCGUUAACUCAGAACAUGUUUCGUUUACAUUGUAAAUUUUUGGCAAUUUGUCCUCAUUUCCUUUUCAUUCAUCUCAGUUCUAAACAGGAUAUAAUUUGCUGAUAAUAUGUAAAUCAUAUAUCACAAUAGGUUUCUAAUUCACUAAUUGUGCAACUAUUAGUCUCCUAUCGCGAUAAUCUCUGUGCUUUAAUAUCUGCAUGUUAACUCCAUUUAACGAGCUGCUGGAGUUUAUGGAUGUAAAAUACUUCGACACUUCGAACGAAAGCGUCGUGAUUAACAGGACUUUCUCUCGAUUUCGUUUUUCAGAUAGUUCAGACACAAAUCAUGACAGUUUAUUGUAGAAUACUACCUACACUGGACCACCGCGUUUGAGAUAUCUUCAGGUAGUUCAGACACAAACCACGGCAGCUUAUUGUAGAUUACUAUACCUACACUGGACCACCACGUUUGAGAUAUCUUCUUCAGGCAGUUCAGACACAAACCACGGCAGCUUAUUGUAGAAUACCUACAUUGGAUCUACACGGUUUGAGAUAUCUUCUUAAGGUAGUUCAGACUUCAGACACAAACCACGAAUACUACCUAGACUAGAAUUACAGAUAUGAGUGCAAUAAAUAAAAUUGAGAUUGAUGAAGAUUAAUUUUCUAGCUUCUUUAAGCGUGAAUAUUUCUUAGUUUACCAACCAUCUGCUGCCCUGUGUAACGCUUACUAAAACCUAUACCAAUUAUUUUUAUAACCAAUGUGAAAUAGCUUAUUUUAUACUUUCACAUUAGAGUUUCUUCCUUUGCCAUCUGUUAAAUGUAACUCGGCAUACCUUCGAUAAUGUCUAGCCAAGGAAUUCACCAUUUCCGUUUCAAAUUUUAACACCAUCAAAACGAAAUACGUUUUAUCUACAACGCUAGAUCCAUAUGGAUAAAUUUCAUGAGCAUAUAAUGACGAAGCAUUUGGGUACCUUCCAUUACUGACAUUUGGAAGAGUAUCAGUGAGUCCCAGUAUCACAGUAUGUGUUUAUACACGGCAACAGAUGGUGCUCAACUUCACAAAUGUUGAUACUUUCGGAGCAAGAAAAUUGAACUACAUCCUUCAAUUCGAUUCCCUUGCCUCAAAGUACAAGACUACAACAUAUAAUGAAAAGAAUGAACAUUAUUUUCUCACUCUGAUAACUGCAGGUUGACCCCCAUCUGCUGCGCGAUAGUGCUUUGUGAAACCUACCAGAUGUGGGACAUUCAUACAUGCCACUUAACACGAUAUACGCUUGCAGCCAGAUUAAAUUAGGCACUGGCUUAUCGAAUAAUUGGCAUAAAAAACGCGAAUUCUGGAACUUCGCAUUUGAUUUUACGAAGCUUGGAAGACAAUUCAAUCCAAGCUGUAAAAUGGAUAACAAUCCGUCAGAUGGAUAACAAUCCUUUUGUGAAAUUUAAAGUUGUGUUUUUUGCAUUUAAUUUUAGAAAUUCCGUUCAUUUUAAUAUUAAAUCAUUCAUUAUCCUAUGGGAAAAAGCACCAGCAAUUAAAGCGUUAAGUAUAUAAUAUACAUUUUAUUAGACUUAAUUUCCUGUGGUUUAAUAAAUGUCUCUUUUUGGGCGUUUACGAACGCAUGAAUGGCCAUAUUGACACGCUCAUUAUCACAAUCACGCCAACAAUGAGAACAAUUUGCCUUUAAAUGACGCUAUUUGUUCUUCGUUUUAAACAUAAUUGAAAAACAUUAAGCACAAAGCCUGCUUUCCAGAGAUGCGUUUUUCAUCCUGCGUAUACGCACCGAAAAGUUUAACUCGAGUCCCGGGAGCCGAAGGCAAGUGGUUGUAUAUUUCGUACAACAUUGACACGAAUGCAGUAUAUAUAGCGUCAUUACUACUUUCGCGUGUCAUUCACGAAUGCUUUAUAUAGCUUGUGAUUCGUCUUGAUGAAAACAUUCGUAUUCUUCAAUAUAAAUCUUGAAGACAUGAAUGACAGUAUUUGCCUGUUUGGUGAGAAAAAUGAAUUCAUAUUUUUGUAAAUCAACAGGAUUUUGUACGAGAUAUACAAGCGCAUUCACGGUUAUGAAAUGAAUGCAUUUUGCAACAUGUUAACAGUAAAACGAUCACGCGCACACGCGUACACAACGUGAGAAUUGAAAUUCCGUCAAUUCUAGACAAAAUACACUUAAAACCGUGAAAGAUAUUAAAUUUCCCGUGUGCACUGAUAACAAUGUUUAGAUUUCAUAAUGGAUUUCACGUUUCCGCGCCUUAUCAAUGCAGCAUUCUUCAAUUCAGCUGUGUAGAUCUUGCGCGAGACGACCUUGACAGCCAUUUGCAAACAAUGAUGGCUCAGAUUAAUAAAUCAUUUGAAUACCUCGUUGAUAAACGUUUUGGAAAACCCCCAGGGUGUUUUUGAAACAAGGAAAAUUAUUGACGAAGGGUUAAACUUGUCAAAGUAACCGAAUUGGUGUGGGAAUUUCAACAUAUCAUGAAAUAAAAAUAUUUUUGAUGAUAAUUUAGGCGACAAUACCAAAGGCAACAAAAUCUCGGGCAAAAUUAAACUUUUUUAUGAGGAAGCUAAAAUAUAUAAAGCUUGGAUACAUUUGAAACGUAUUCACUAUGUUUUUAUACACUAGUUUACAGUGAUAGAAUUUUGGAUUUAACUAGAAUGUAAACCUAUAUUCUAUUUCAAGUAUAUCGUGCCAAACCGCACGUAUACGUCUUUGUUUUCUGAGCACUAUGCCUACUAUGGGGUGACUUCUACGGACGGUACGAGACGGUUGAAGUGGAAAACGGGAGCUUUACACGACGCCGGUUGAGGAGUAAACAUUUAAUAAAACUAAUCUCAGGAUUAAGUGCAAACUGCAAAGUAAAUAUACACUGGUAUUAAAAAAUGUCUAAAGUGCUUUGCAGUGAUUGACAAAUUAACAUAAUUGCGAUAUGGCAUUCCAUAAUCACAUGUGCAUCAUCAAUCUCUCAUGGGUGCUGGUGGGUGGUACCACAGUUUAAUAGGUGGAGCAAAAGGUGGUACAGUAAAGUUUAGUUUAGGUUAAAGAUUAAUCAUCCAGUUUGGUUCAAGCUUAUCGUAUUUCUUUGAUUGUUUAGUUGUUAGGUUACUGUUUUCAAAACGACCAAGACACGACAGACAUCCAAAGUCGAGGAUUGACAGUUGUUACUGAACUGGGAACUCCGCUGAAUCUUAUGACUGUCUUACAGAUGGCGUGGCAUCAACGGUUUAGGGUAUGUAGGGAUACUAACGUAUACAGCAUCUCCAAAUUAUUUAAUUAAUAUAUUUUUGUCUCCAAAUACAAGACUACCACACACACAGCUCAAACCCUGGUCUCCAAAGUCUAGUGCCAAUGAAUCAUCAACUGAUUGAAAUCUUUCAUUAUUUCAGAUCGCAGUUGGCCUUGCAAGACUUAUGAAAUACUUCAGUGUUUCUCCCCUUGGUUCAUUGGUUAUUCGUGAUUUUCAGUUAAUACAAUUUGUCAUUAUUGACAACGAUAUUAAACUCUCAGACCUUGACGAUAUUGGCAACGAAGGACAUUCUUGUCAUUCAAACCAUGAUUGUGUAAUUGGUAACCAGACAUACAACAUCACCUUACCAUGUGUUAACAACGUAUGUCAGGGUUAUAAUGAAAAAUGGAACCUGUAUAAUCUAGAGAGGUUUUAUUUCAAAAUGUUUCUCCUGCCGGGGGCGCCAGAGCAUGUGGUGGAAGAUUUGGAGAACAUUGAAACCCAGGCUGCCUUGUUGAAGUACAAUAGUAAAGACUUGGUGAGCGACCUCGAGAGAGUGUUAGGGACGUUAAGGAAUGGUCAGGGAUUAGGUAUGGUACCAUACUUUCUUAUACUUUACUAUCCUAAUUUAUCCUUUACCAUCUAAUACUUGCUCAUUUUAUAUUUUCAUUUCAGAGAAGUACAGACCUCGUUACCAGUACAAAGCGAUACCUCGCGCAGAUUUCCCAGGUUGUCAUGACUACGAAUGUGGCCAUUCAAUCUCAUUGGUCAACUGUCAGGCUCUGGUAUUUGACGAAGUUGAGGCUAUGAGACAAUGUGAUGGUGAUUUUGAGUGCAAAGCUUUUGUUCUGUCAUAUGAGAAGACAUGGAUAGGUAACCUUUGUUAAAAUCCUCAAAUAAUUUGUGCUAAACUCGUACUGAAUAGCUCUAUCAGUUCUAAAGUGUUCUCUCUAGAGGUCCAGUAAGGGUCAUCUCUUAUUGAUCCAGUGUUACUACAGGAGGAAACCUUACCAAACUAACUUUAUUUACACUGGAUAUAGCUCUAUCGGUUCUAAACUGUUCUUCCUUGACGUCAAGUAAGAUUAAUCAUCUCUUAUUGAUCCAGUGUUACUACAGGAGGAAACAUAAACUAAACUAACUUUAUUUAUACUGGAUAGCUCUAUCAGUUCUAAACUGUUCUUCCUUGAUGUCCAGUAAGGAUCAUCUCUUAUUGAUCCAGUGUUACUACAGGAGGAAACCUAAACUAAACUAACUUUAUUUACACUGGAUAUAGCUCUAUCAGUUCUAAACUGUUCUUCCUAGAGGUCCAGUAAGGAUCAUCUCUUAUUGAUCCAGUGUUACUACAGGAGGAAACCUGACCAAACUAACUUUAUUUAUACUGGAUAGCUUUAAAUUAACUGUUGUACAGUGUUCUCCAUAGAAGUUGAAUACAAUCCCUUAUUGGUCUGGAGAAGACUUGUGAUCAGGGGUGGAAAAAUAGGCGAGCACUGCUCGCAGGAAAUGUUAAACAGCUGCAGGAAAUUCGUUUGAAUGAAGAUUUGCUAUUGUCUCACUAUGGGCGCAACAACAUAUGAUUGACAGACAUUAUUCCUUGAAUUUAAAACCAUGGUCAGCUAGAACACUAUAUGUUUAUGUACAUAUUUAGCACAAAAAUACACGGUUGGUCUGCAGGAAAUUUUUGUCUCCAGGUUGUGCUCCCAGGAAGAAAAUUCUUUUUUCCUGCCCUGCCUAGCUGUGAUGUUUGGUAGAAUCGAACUUGGGAAGAGCUCUCUUCACAAAUGUGACUGAAGUGAAAUUAUAAUCAGGUAACUGCAUGGAACUCCUGUUACAGAGGUUCAUGAAAGUCAGAUGCGCAAAACUGGCUUGAUACUCCGGCUACGCGCACUAACUACUGUGCCACCGAACUUAUAGUUAACCAAGACUUGAUGUGUUCCAGGUUAUAAUUGGGUGUAUUUCAAGAAUAACUCAACUGGCAUGGUGUUCAGCGCUGACAACAUUGUCUACAUCAAAGAUACGUGAGACCAUUUGAAAAAUCCUGGAAAAAGACUCAGCAAUGGAGUGCGAAGAUUGAUGGAAACACAAGAACGGAACCUAACACAUUGUUCUGGCUGUGAGGGUGGAGGUGAAGAUCCUCGAGAUUGUCGAAGACUCGAAGUUGGUAGUUGCAGGAUGAUUGAGCAGUGAUCUCACCAGAAGGAGGCGAAUUAAGUGUAUGGGGCGAUCUGCAUUCACCAUUCACCAAUCCUACUUUGUGCAAAACAGGAUGAUAAACCCAAUCACAUCACAACAACAUGGCGAUAUAACCAAUCACAACAACAUUGUCAACAUGACGAUAAAAUCAAUUUAUUUGAUUGCAGUACAGUUUGAUUUAUAAUUAAGAGUAUCAAAAGCCCCGUUUACACUACGCUCAAUUUUUGGUACGGCACGGACAAAAUUGGUACCCAUACCACUUUUUUGGUUCUUGGACUACCUAUUUAGCUUUGCCCCGUUUACACUACGCUCAAUUUUUGGUACCGUACCACUUUUUGGUUGUUGGACUACCUAUUUAGGUAGUCCAAGAACCAAAAAGUAGUACGGGUACCAAUUUUAUCCGUGCCGUACCAAAAAUUGAGCGUAGUGUAAACGGGGCUAAAGACUCCGAUCAGCACUUUUUAAACCACAAGUUUUAUAAGAUUAUUUUUGUGUAACAUGGAACAAUGUCGACAUUAGACACUAAAAUAUUUGUUGAUGGAGGCUGGUCCUUCGUAAAUUUUGUAAAAUGAAUAAAAAUUGACUGGUGC
Paramuricea clavata is the source of this 7401-nucleotide messenger RNA. The record is from the annotation of a GenBank genome assembly. NCBI's taxonomy places the organism in Eukaryota, Metazoa, Cnidaria, Anthozoa, Malacalcyonacea, Plexauridae.